GGUUGCCGCACAGUGACGCAGCCGCUGCCAGAGUUCACAUAAGACUCUCCGGUUGACCUUGUCGUUGAUCACCGACCACAAACAACACACCGUCCAGGGAAAGCAUGGCGACCCCGGGUGUACCCGCACUGCCCAGCUCGGGAUUCAGGUUAUCGAAAGAGCAUUUCGUGGUUGCGGUGCCGGUCGCAGUGGUUGCAGGCAUCGGAGGUUUCCUAGUCAGCCAUUACCUGAGCGGGCGGAGCUGUAAAAAGGGCCUGGUGAACACAUCCAUCAGUAAAGACAGUCCUAAAGUGGUCCACAGCUUCGACAUGGAGGACAUCGGCACCAAGGCUGUGUACUGCCGCUGCUGGAAGUCAAAGAAGUUCCCUUUCUGCGACGGAGCCCACACCAAACACAACGAGGAGACCGGGGACAACGUCGGGCCGCUCAUCAUCAAGAAGAAGGACGCUUAAGCCAACCGACCCCCGAGAAGAUCCGCCCUCGUUUGACAUCUCAUGCACCCGACCCCGGUUUCAUCUAACCAUUGUAUCAUCAACGUUGCAGUGUCACACUGAUGGUUACGGUAUAACGUGGCCACAGUUUAAACCAAACUGUAGAUAGUUUACAGAACAGAAACUCAGAAAGUGCUUUAAAAAAAAAAAAGAAAUCUCGAUGAAUUUUGAUUUAA
This is a messenger RNA of Morone saxatilis (striped sea-bass), 667 nucleotides long. RefSeq lists its product as uncharacterized. The record is from RefSeq and is a predicted model, not a curated record. The transcript has 3 exons. Gene Ontology annotation, molecular function: 2 iron, 2 sulfur cluster binding. Gene Ontology annotation, biological process: regulation of autophagy. Gene Ontology annotation, cellular component: intracellular membrane-bounded organelle; mitochondrial outer membrane. NCBI's taxonomy places the organism in Eukaryota, Metazoa, Chordata, Actinopteri, Moronidae. The coding region runs from base 105 to 452 and encodes 115 amino acids.